AAAGAGAGAAGACGCAGGGGAAGAUGUGGCUGAAGCUAUUCUUCCUGCUCCUCUAUUUUCUGGUCCUGUUCGUCCUGGCCAGGUUUUUUGAGGCCAUUGUGUGGUAUGAAACUGGCAUCUUGGCCACCCAGCUGGUGGAUCCGGUGGCGCUGAGCUUCAAGAAGCUGAAGACCAUUCUGGAGUGCCGGGGGUUGGGAUAUUCAGGGCUGCCCGAGAAGAAGGAUGUCCGGGAGCUGGUGGAGAAGUCAGGUGACUUGAUGGAAGGUGAGCUCUAUUCUGCCCUCAAGGAAGAAGAAGCAUCUGAAUCCGUUUCUAGUACCAAUUUCAGUGGUGAAAUGCACUUCUAUGAGCUUGUAGAAGACACAAAGGAUGGCAUCUGGCUGGUUCAGGUCAAUGAAUGGUCAUUGAAGAUAAGAAAGGAAAUGAGAGUUGUUGACAGGCAAAUAAGAGAUAUCCAAAGAGAAGAAGAAAAAGUGAAACGGUCAGUGAAAGAUGCUGCCAAGAAGGGUCAGAAGGACGUCUGUGUGGUUCUAGCCAAGGAGAUGAUCAGGUCAAGGAAGGCUGUGAGCAAGCUCUACGCUUCCAAAGCGCACAUGAACUCCGUGCUCAUGGGGAUGAAGAACCAGCUGGCGGUUUUGCGAGUGGCUGGUUCCCUGCAGAAGAGCACAGAAGUGAUGAAGGCCAUGCAGAGUCUCGUGAAGAUCCCAGAAAUCCAGGCCACCAUGAGGGAGCUGUCCAAAGAGAUGAUGAAGGCUGGUAUCAUAGAAGAAAUGUUAGAGGACACUUUUGAAAGCAUGGAUGAUCAGGAAGAAAUGGAAGAAGCAGCAGAAAUGGAAAUUGAUAAAAUUCUUUUUGAAAUCACAGCAGGGGCAUUGGGCAAAGCACCUAGUAAAGUAACCGACGCCCUUCCAGAGCCAGAACCUCCAGGAGCCAUGGCAGCAUCAGAAGACGAGGAGGAGGAGGAGGAGGCCCUGGAGGCCAUGCAGUCCCGGCUGGCCACACUCCGCAGCUAGGGGCCGCCCCGCCGGGCCCUCACGCUCCUUCCCUGCCCGCCUGCCAGGAGCCGGCACACUCCUCUGAAGCGGCCACCAUUUUAUGUGUCUCUUGCACUACACCUCUGAACGAGCACUGCGUUCUGAGAAGGUUCUCUGCUCAUAUCUCUCCAUCUUGCCGAGGUUUUGGGAUCUCAACGGGUUUGUCCUUGAGAGGCGGGGUUAUAAAUGCAUCAUUUUCACGGGUAUACAUAGAAGUAUCUUGUGGGGGGGCAAAGGAAUCGGUCUUCUCGCAGUGCAUCAUCUUCAGGAAUAUAAACAGAAGUUUCUUUUGGAGGAAAGGGCAAAGGAAUCUGUCUCUCCAGAAGCACUUCGGAAAUUAGAAUUGAUUGCCUGAAUGUUGAGAACUCUUACCUUUUUUGUCCCUAAAACACUAUAUAAAGUGGAUUUUAAUAAAUUUCUGCAUUAACACUUGGUCUCAUCGUAGAUUGUCAUGUGCAGUCAAUUUUCAAGGUGUUUGCAGUCUCAAAUUAUAUGUUGACCUUGGAAAGAGAGGAGGUGCUAUAGCCAGUCGUAUGGGACGUGGGAACUCAGCACGAGAGGCUUCUGCUCCGAGGAUGCUAUUCCCCAGCCUUCACAGAUGUGGUGUGGAGCCACACUUCUGCUUUGUCAUCUGUUUAACCAAAAGGAUCCUCAAGAAGGGUAACUCCUUGUCCUGUUGGCUGGAUGUGUGUACUGUGUCCUGACAGGUGUGUGUAUGUAGGUUUCAUUGCCCUCCUUCCCAGUGCAAGCUAGACCCAGAACAGACAGCUGUGAGAGCAGGAUUCUCUCAUUCUCUAAUCACUUUUCUCUGCUGUUGCUGCUGCUGUUCAGCUCACUUGGGUAAAUACCAAGGAGCACAGUUGCUGGAUCACUGGUAAGACUGUCUGCUUUUCUAAGAAACUGCCAAACUGGCUUCCAAAGUGGCUGUACCGUUCUGCUUUCCCACCAGCCAUGACUCGGUUCCUAAUCCUCACAUCCUUGGGAGUAGUUGAUGUUAUCAGUGUUUUGGCUCUUGACCAUUCUAACAGGUAUGUAGUAGUAUCUCACUGUUGUUUUAAUUUGCAAUUCCCUAUGCAAAUUAUGAUGCUAGAACAUUUUUUCAUAUGCUUUUUUUUUUGGUCAUCUGUGUAUCUUUCCUGGUGAGGUGUUUAGGCCUUUUGCCCAUUUUUAAUUGAGUGGUUCAUUUUCUUAUUGUUGAGUUUGAAGAGUCCUUUGCAUACUCUGGUAACACUCCUUUCUCACAUGUGUUUUUUAUUUUGAAUAUUUUCUCCCACCUGUGGCUUGUCUUCUCACUCCUUCCUAUUGUCUUUCACAGACCAGUUUCAAAUUUAAAUGAAAUCCAGCUUCCCAAUGAUUUCUUUCAUGAUCAUGCCUUUGGUGUUAGAUCUUAUGUCAUGGUCAUACCCAUGGUCUUCUAUGUUCUCUUCGGGGAAUUUUGUGUUUUGCAUUUAGGUUUUGACCCAUUUUGAUUUAAUUCUUGUGAAGUGUGUAAGGUCUGUGCGUAUAUUCUUUUUUUGCAUGUGGGAUGUCCAGUUCCAGCAUGAUUUGCUGGAAAGACAAUCUUUGCUGCAUUGUAUUGUCCUUACUCCUUUUUCAAAGAUCAAAAGAUCAGUUGACUGUACUUAUGUGGGCCUGUUUCAGGCUCUCGGUUCUAUUCCUUUGAUGUGUCUGCCUCCUUUCACCAAUACCACCCUGUCUUAAUUGCUGUAUCUUUAUAGUAAGUCUUGAAGUCAGAUAGCAUCAGUCCCUCAACUUGUUCAUCAGUAUUGUGUUGGCUAUUCUGGGUCUUUUGCCUCUUCAUAUAAAUUUUAGAAUUCACUUGUCAAUAUCCACAAACUAACUUGCUGUGAUUUCAAUUGGGAUUGCUUUGAAUCUGUAAAUCAACUUGAGAAGAACAGACAUAUUGACAGGAUAUAGUUUCACGAUUGCAUUUAUCUGGCUAGUUUAUUCACAGAAUGAUAAUGGAAUUAAGGGAUGCUCAUAAUCCCUGAACAUUUUUGUCUUACGUGGAUAAUCAAAAUUUAUUCAGGUGGAUGGAUGGACAGAAUAUUUAUAGUCACUCUUCCAACCAUUCAAAUAAAAUGAUCUAAAUGUA
Molecule: messenger RNA, 3129 nt
Organism: Mustela erminea (ermine)
Lineage: Eukaryota; Metazoa; Chordata; Mammalia; Carnivora; Mustelidae
Product: charged multivesicular body protein 3
Exons: 7
Coding region: 24-1013 (329 amino acids)
Biological process (GO): late endosome to vacuole transport; protein ubiquitination; endosome transport via multivesicular body sorting pathway
Cellular component (GO): endoplasmic reticulum; multivesicular body; ESCRT III complex
Molecular function (GO): ubiquitin-protein transferase activity
Source: RefSeq, a predicted model, not a curated record